This is a messenger RNA of Fusarium poae, 9345 nucleotides long. RefSeq lists its product as uncharacterized. The transcript has a single exon. Gene Ontology annotation, cellular component: membrane. Lineage: Eukaryota; Fungi; Ascomycota; Sordariomycetes; Hypocreales; Nectriaceae. Bases 1 to 9345 code for a protein of 3114 amino acids. Gene Ontology annotation, biological process: fermentation. The record is from RefSeq and is a predicted model, not a curated record.
AUGGUCCAACAUGGCUACAUAACAUGGCGAUACUGGCUUCGACGAGUCCGCGAUGCAGACAUAAUCGACGCUCGACGAUCUCAAUCACCCAUCACAGAUGCCACCCCGUCCAGUCAUAUUAAGAACGCUGAAUUACCAUGCCGUAUUCAGGUGGAUCUGAUCGGGUUGGAGUGGUUCGUGUACAACCGCAGCCCAGCCUACGAUGGCAUUUUAGCAGGACUUACCGAGACCCACGACCCGGAACCUCACUCAAGCGGAGUAUCAGAGAAAGAUGAGGCAAAUGUUCGGCUUCGAGGGUCUAAGAAAGACACAGGCGUCUCGGCUAGUAACGAUAAGGAGGCAGAUGUGAAAAAGCAUCUUGGCGAACGCGCGAAGAACAUAUUUCGACGCACGACGACAGGCUUUGGGAGCGUUGAAGACGACGAAAAUACAAAGGACGAGAAACCUGAACUACCUUUCAUGCUUCGAUUGUUUCCCGUGCACGUUCGAUGCCAGAAGGCCGCUGCUGUCAUAGGCAACGAAAACACAAAGGCUAUUCUUGUUGCUAAAACCGACUCGCUGGACGUAGAAGUAGACGCCUCAGAGACGACCACAUCUGAUCCAUAUCGACAAACGUUCAAGGUGCAGUUCCAGCAUCCAGUCAUCGAAAUCAAAGAGAAUGAAGACUUUAAGGAGGAUCAAGUCACACGUGCAACACGAGACCGUGAUAAUACCCACAAUCAAGAAACGAUAUCCAAGCGGUCACUCUUUCGUCACCAUCGUCGAAAGGCCGUCAAUUCGCUGCGAAAUUUGGUUCCCUACUGGCGGCGCUCUGUUGAAUCUUUCUCAACCGAUUCGCAGACAGCUAUGAACACAGCUACUUCUCAGGUUCCUGGGGUUAAUCAGUGGCAGGGCUUAACCAGGUAUCUAGAUGACCGUGAUCGAGACGAUAGGGCUCGCUGGGCAUCUGUAGAGUAUGCAGCUGUCACAACGAUUCUUGACAGCCCGGAAGCUGUACUGACAGUCUUCUGGGAUGCCGUGGGAAAGGUCCCGGAGCAUAGUCACCACGGAGGCCCAAAGCCCUUUCCUAUCAGCAUCAACGGAGAUGAGCCUCCUGCUUGGGGGAUGACCUUUACCAUAAAAGGAGGCACUAUGAACUAUGGUCCUUGGUCUGAUCGUCAGCGAGCAGAUCUGCAACGAUUCUUCUUCCCGUCGUUAUGCAAGGACGCCAUACCGUCCAAACCUCAAAAACCGGGAGACUGGAGAGUGGCUACGACGUUCCAACUGUCCAUCGAGAUGGAUGAUGCAGUCACUUUGAGAGUACCCAUUAGGGAGGAGUCCAAGAAUUGGCGCUGGCGUGGCAAGGAACCACCUUUACGACAUGCUAAACCUCCAACCAAACGAAAGCAGAGGAAUAGGGCGAAGAAGAACAGCAAAGGCGAUGCGACUCAGAUUCGACCGGCAGGAUGGCUGGAAGUGAAACUACCAGCUAACUCGUCGGUCAAGUUCGUCAUGGAUAUGCUGGCUAGCUCUACCGGCUACACUACGAAACUAGACGUUGACUUGCCAGGCUCAGAGCUCUGGAGCAGUGUCAAUCACGAUCUAUUGUGGCGAUCUGGCCCUCAAAAGAUAUCGUGCGAUUUGUCCAACCCUCUUUCUUGGAACUCUCUUAGAAAUUGGCAUUUUAACAUUACUAGUUCCAAGAUGGAGCUUUUCAUGUUAAGAGACCACAUCUUCCUAAUUACAGAUCUUGUUGAUGACUGGACAACUGGCCCGCCUGCGGACUAUCUGGUAUAUGUACCUUUCAAGUACCACCUCAACCUCAGCCUCAAAUCAUUAAAGGUCUACCUCAAUGUUAAUGAAGCCAAUAUCAUUGACAAAGCCACAGUCAUCGAGGAUAACACGUAUUUGAUUCUUUCCAGUCCAUGUUUGACCGCGAAGUCUUGCAUCCCAGCUGACUCCUUCCGGCCAAGCAAGAACGCUAUCCCUUUCGAUGUGCGUGCUGAUCAGUUGGAUAUGGCACUUCAGGUUCCUCAGUGGAACACACAGGCCGCUUUCCUCUCAUCUAAGCAACUGGGUCAUAUUGAAGGCCUCGUGAUAGAUGGAAGCUACAAUUACAAUGCCACAACGUCGACAGCAAACACUGACACACUGAUCCUCAACGUCCGUGGCCAAUCCCCUUACAUUUACCUAUAUGGAUUUCUUGUCCGAUAUGUUAUUCUUCUUAAGGACAACUAUUUCGGAGAAUUUGUUCAUUUCCGAACACUAGACGAAUACCAAAAUCAGCUUCAAUUGAAAAAGAAGAACCCCGAUGCCGAGGUUGUGACACAACCCCCUCCUAAAAAGUCGAACGAUAUGGACGUCGUUUUGGGCGUUAGGAUCGAAGAUCUCAAGAUCAUGUUGCCGACCAAUCUUUACUCGGCUGAUCGUUACAUUGAGGGCGAGCUAGCUGGCAUCUCAGUUGACUUGCGCUUCACUAAUUACUUUAUGGAAGUCGAGGUUGAGGUUAGCCCUGUGAGUCUCUCGCUAGGGUGCGUUGAAGGCACCCUUGACUCUCCUAGUAUGUCCUCGUCCAACACUCAGCUUUUCAUUGACGGCCUGCGGAUCUUUGGCCACAAGCUCUUCGGACUUCCUCCAUCUGAGCCAGCUUAUGUCUGUAACUGGGACGUCGAUGUGGGUGGUAUCACAGGAGAGUGCACAAGUGACUUCCUUGUUGCGAUCGCAAAGGGCGGCAAAGCCCUUGCCUUUUGCUUCGACGAUGUUGAGAACGCCCUUGUGCCUUACUCAUCACUCGUCUUCUACGAUAUCACGUUUGCCCGUGUUGCGGUACAAUCAAUCCAAGUUUGGUUGCACGUCGAUGAGGCUGCUUUCCUGAUGUCGACUGAUACUAUCGACAUAUCUUUCAAUGAUUGGGCUAGAUCUCAUUAUUCUAAACGCGCUGAUAUUGUUAUACCAAACAUUCAGAUUUCAUGUGUGAACGCAGAAUCAGCAGGAAGACAAAAGGCGAGGCACCCUCAUCCGGUUGAAACGGACGCCCAUUUCAGAACAACUGUUCGUCUUGCUGUCAUUGGACGCAAGUUCAAUUUCAGCGAAGAACGACGAAUCCAACAGGAAUUGGUUCAGAGGGAGGAUCAGAGGACACACCGGGUGGAGUUCCUCCUUUUACCAGAGUAUGUGGAUGAGCUGGUACCAGAACCUGUAGAGCCACCCGCUCAGUGCGCACCUCCGCCUCCCCAUCCUGCUGUGACUCUUGAGGCUGAGAUGGACGAUAUCUCACGCAGGACGGUGACGUCGCGUCAGUCACGAGGUUUGAGCCACAAGUCCUCGUUCCUUUCACUUGCGGAGUCCAGCAAUGGCAGCAUUGUACUUGGUCAGAGUCAGUAUAGAACCAGAUCCAGACCUAAGCAGGAAGGCCAUUCAGGGGCAAACCCUUCGGCAGAUAACAGACGGUCGUGGCAGUCAAUAGCUUCGUUUGGAUCCCUUCGCUCUGCUAAUGACGUUGUCAGGGCUGGCCCUGCUUACUCGUCCGUCGCCUUUUCCAGUCAGUAUGUCUCGCCUCAGUUCCCACUAAACGGUCUACGGCCAAGUACGGCUGAAGUUCCCGUCCAAAUUUCUGAAGAUGGCGAGCAAGAUGACAGAUUUGAUACAAGAAGCAUAGGGCUGGACGAUAUUGAUCCUAACGGCUUAGGCGAGGACCAUCCCUAUCUCAGUGCUAUUGUCGAAUUUCCGUCUGGCAUGUCUGCUUUCGUUAAUCCGAACGCGCUGCGUCACGCCGCUUCGCUCCUGGAUGCGUUGCAACCAAAUGAGCCUGAAGACGUAUUAGACACCUUUCAGAUUGAUGCCAUGACCAAAAUAUUCGAUCUACAAAAUGAACAAGGAACCAAAGGUCAGAUAAGAGACGUCAUGGUUCGAAUACCUAGUGCUUCAUUCAGAUUUUUGAAUUCGACUUCUGAAGACUCUUCUGGCUAUACACAGGAGGAUCAGGACCAAUACGACCUCACAUUGUCAAGGGUGGCUUUGAUGGCACGAACAAGCACCAGCUGGGAUGAUCCGUUUCGAGCUGAGACACGCCAUUCGAGGACCUCACUUCAAUUGCGCUUAGGUGCGGCAGAGCUUUCUGCAUCUGAACGUAAGCCAUCCUACCAGGAACCCCAGCCUGCGGUAAUGGCGCAGAUCGAAGAUGUUACUGUAUCGAUAGGCGAAAAGGAGAUCAGGUUUAUUGAUGCAGAGAUUGGGUCCGUAGUAGGGAGCACUGCUUCAGGUAAGAUUGAGUAUCUUGCCUCGCUCAUUCAUCGCACGGGAAAUAUCGCUUCUGAGCUCGGCCAUAUCUUCUCUGAGACGAUGGGAAAGCACGAGAAUCGUUACCAGUACUUCACCUAUCUUCUUUUAAAACAUGGCGAGUCUAUCAACGACCCUUCCUUUUUGGUUCGACCUUCUGCUGUGCUUCGAUCUGCAGACGACCAUCUUCGCACGAACGACUCAUGGAAACUAGCCAUGCGUCUACGCCAGGUAUGGACUGCCAUGGAUCUGCAAUCCAAGGCCCGCAUCAUUUCGCAGUGCUUUGACACCAUUCCCGACUUACCGGCCCAUGCUACACGAUACGUAUUGGAUGCAUUGGAGAAGUGGCGGGGUUGGGACAUGGAGGACUUGACAGGUGCGCUUGUCUUGACGAAUAUCUUUGGGCGACUCAAGGAAACAGACAAGACCACUGGUGAUCAACUCCCUCUUCUCGGUGCCUGCAGGCUUGCAGAGCUCCAGCUGGUCCUUGACCCUGGGCCAAAGCAGAACAAGAUCGGUUUCAUCGACCUGGCCGCAAGAAUUGAUCAACAGAUGCAGGAAGCUGAGGUUACGCAAAACGUACCCAGUACUCCCUUCACGACUCUGAACAUUUCUUGCGCAGAGGCAGGGAUCAAUCUAAACUGGGAACUCUGUGAGUUGGCUGAAGAAGUUUUGCAGCUUUAUGGCAAGAGCCAAAACCAGGUUCAACCGAUGUCAGUCAUUCCGAAGCCCAAACGCCCGGCAAAGCCCAACCCUGCUACAUGGCCUCCCGUCCAUAUCGUAGUGGAGGUGGCUAAAGGUGCCAUCGAAUUCGAGACCAUCAAUCUCAAAGCAAGGACGUUGAGUCAUGGGCUGAAAAUGUCUUUACUUCAUCAGUCUGGCCAGGACGCCUCAAGUGCCAUGAGUCUGAUGCUGAAUUGUAACGCCAUUACCUCAAUACUUCACAGCAACUCUCAUGCCCUGGGCAUGACACAGUUAAAGCACGCAAGCAUCUUUGCAUCUCAUGAGCUUCAAAAUACAGACGAUAAGUCUAAUCACACAAUAAAAGCAAGUGCUGGCAGUCGUAGCUUGACGUUUGCGAUCAAGGAAGACCCUAUUGGGCUAAUGGAAGUAAUGGACCGUCUCCUUGGUGAUGAGAUCCAGACGGUGUACAACUUGAAGAACCAGCUAGCCAGCAUGUCGAAACCCAAACCGCAAGAUGAACAAAAGAAGAUAUCAGAUCGCUUAUCAAGCGUGAGAUUCAAUCUUGCUAUGUUCUUGGACGAAUACAGCAUCACUAUCCCCUUUCUCCAGUCUCUUACCUACAAGAUCACUGGAACGGUGGCACGAGCUGCGGUUGCGGCGAAUUUUGGAAAAGAAAUUAUUUUUGAUUUUGACAUCAAGGAGAAUUACCAUGAGAUGCAGAUCAACGUUAGAAACAAACCUCGAAGCAUCUCCCUCCUUCAGAUCCCUCCCACCAAUGGCCGUAUCACCAGCCAUAUGGGCCAGGUAGAGCGCCAGAUUAAUGUCCUGUCAUCUCUGGAAAUCGUUCAGCUAGACGCAUCUGCCGUUUACAGCCUUCUCACUGCACUCAACAGACCUCAAAUAUCCAGUGCUGUUCAGGAGUUGCAGCAGCAAACCAAAGUGAUUCAAGACCGUGUCACCGAAAUCUUUGGUGCAGAUGGAGAUGGGUCUCCCAAAAUGGCUACCAAGCCUACCAAAGCAGAGAAUCCAAACUUGAGAGUCGUAUACAAUGUUCAUUUAACAUUAGCCGGCCUCCAAGUCUUUGCCAAAACAUCUCUCAAGUCACAGGCCGAACCAAUGGCUCAAGUCUUAUUCUCCUUGGACAGGUCGCAUUUACAUGCGUCAAACCGACAUGAAGCUCAUGGUCCCAUUCUAAAAUACCCCGAGAUUCAUCUCAACUUGAGCCACAUUGGCCUCGAUAUUCGUAGAGGUAGCGAGGACUUGAUGAGAUCUUGUGGAAAUCUGGGUGUCGGCGUAGAAGUCUCUGCCAACUCCACCCUAGGCGACGACGGUAAAGAGGACUGGGCAUUCAACUUCAGGAGCGACGAUUUCGAAUGUAAUCUAGCUCCUGAAACUAUAUCGACCGUUGUUGACGUUCUGGGUUACAUGGGUGAGAAGAUCAAGGAUCUUGACACUUCUCGCGAACUGGAUUAUCUCAGAAAGCUGAGACAGUCCAAGCCCAAGAUCACGAUCAAUGGCGACGACGAGCGAGAAGAGGUUGACCUUAUCGACUCUGUGCUUGCAUCCGUGCAGUAUCAAUUUGAACUCAGGAACAUCCGUGUUCGUUGGAGCGUUGCGGACAACGUGGCUGACAAGUCCAGUACUAAGGAGGAUCUGGUUUUGUCUGUCAAACUUUUCGAGUUCGGCACAAGAACCAAACGAUCAGCGCGAUUAUCCAUUGAGAACUUUCAGAUCCAGAUGGUGCCCCUCGGCCAGGACAUGAACGUUCGUUCACUGCACUCAGCACUGCUACCCGUGAUCACCUUCAAUAUUGCAUACAUGUCAACUGCCUCAGCGCGAAGGAUGGCAUUCCAGGCUGUUGGCGAAUCACUAGACUUGCGGUUGACAUCUGCGUUCAUUGUACCGGCUGCACACUUAGCCGAGUCCAUUACGCUCUCGUUAAAUAAUGUCGCACAAGCAUCAACACAAUGGAAUACAGCAGUCACAACAGACAAAAAGGCAGAUGAGUUGCCCAAGUCGCAGCCACAACGAAGCGUCUUUGGCAACAAAAGGUUGGAAAGCCUAUUGAUUGAUGCGGAUUUUGCUGGUGCGGUUGUCUACAUCGCUAGCAAGAGAUCAUUGAACAAUUCAUCAAAGGCUCUUGGGCGUCCAUCACUUGCAGGAAAAUACGGCCAAUUCAAUACGGAGGACUCUGAGAGCGGGACAGUCCUUCGCAGUCCCGGCUUGGCUUGGAAGAUCGAAUACCGCGAUGAUGCUCAAGAUGAUCCCUCGCUGUAUGGUGAGAUCAAAGUCGACGCCUCCAGUAACAUUUUGUAUCCCUCUGUUGUUCCGCUCGUUAUGGAUAUGCUUUCAAGUGUCAAGCAGGUUGUCAAGGAUGACGAGGAACCUGAACAGUCAAACAAGCCGGAAGAGUCCAAGCCAACCGCCAACAAGUCUGGUGAAGGUGAUAAUAUCAUCACUGCAGACCCAAGUGCAGUGUUGGGCCGCCUGAAGCUCAACUUGGGCCUAAGAAUCUGCAGGCAAGAAUUUUCUCUGAGUUGUCAACCUAUUGCUCGUGUUGCAGCCACGGCAUGCUUCGAUAACAUCUACUUUACGGUCAAUACUGUCAGGUCCCUGGAGCAGGGAAACUUCUUUGCUAUUUCAGGAGAUUUUACUAAACUGCAUGCCACCGUUCAGCACGUUUACUCACGUGAAUCAACGGCAAGUUUCGAGCUUGAUUCGAUCACUUUGUCAUUCAUGAACAGCAAGCAUGUAAGCGGAACCAGUGGAGUGUCGGCCAUAUUGAACGUGAGUCCCAUGGCCGUAUCCAUCAACGCUAAGCAGGCACAAGACUUCUUGCUCUUCCGUGAAAUUUGGUACCCCAGCGAGCUGCGAUCUGCUAGUGCGGCGCCUGUUGCGAAGAUGAGUACCGAGACUUCUCAAAGUGGGCAUCUCGUGCAACGGUAUCAGCAGGUCGCAGCAACAGCGGCUUUCCCGUGGACUGCGACUAUCUCGAUUGCUGCCCUUGACGUUACCAUUGAUCUUGGACAGGCCAUUGGUAAAUCAGCCUUUGCCAUAAAGAAAUUCUGGGUAUCGUCCAAGAAGACGUCGGACUGGGAGCAAAAUCUCUGUUUGGGAUUUGACAAGAUUGGCGUUGACUGUACCGGUCGACUGAGUGGCUUCGUAGCUUUGCAAGACUUCCGUCUGCGCACCUCGAUCCAAUGGCCGAAACGCGAAGAGGCUCUCAACGAAACACCCAUGAUCCAGGCUUCCAUAAGCUUUAACGCCUUCCGAGUCAAGGCUGCUUUCGAUUACCAGGCCUUCCUGGUAGCUGAUAUAACUUCACUUGAAUUUCUCAUGUACAACGUACGUGAGAGUCGAGAUGGUAGUGGAGACAGACUUGUCGCCAUGUUCGAUGGCGACUCGGUUCAGGUCUUCGGGACAACCACCACAGCAGCACAAGGUAUUGCGUUAUGGCAGGCUAUUCAGAAGCUUGUGCAAGAGAGAAGAGAGAGCUUCCAGAGUUCACUGAAGGAGAUUGAGAAAUUCAUGAAGAGGAGAUCUUUGUCGACAUCUCGAAGCACAGUCGCUCAGAUGGAGCAAACACCAAAGCUGAAGGAGGAAGACACGCUCUCGAAGUCGCCAAUCUCUCUGGACACAGAUGUGGUUGUGACGCUCAAGGCACUGAACCUGGGCGUUUUCCCCAGCACAUUUUCGGAUCAUCAAGUAUUCAAGGUUGAAGCUCUCAAUGCAUAUGCUCGCUUCGCUGCCAGCAUGGAGCAAAGACGCAUUCAUAGUAUUUUGAGAAUGACGCUGGGACAACUUCGCAUUGGUCUUGCCGGAGUUCGGAACGUUGAAGCACCGAAGACUUUGAGUGAAAUUUCCGUUGAUGAUGUCGUUCAACGCGCAACAGGGUCGAGAGGAGGAACCAUCCUCAAUGUUCCACAGGUAUCAGCAGUGAUGGAAACAUGGCAAAAACCACGAUCGAACGAGAUCAGUUAUAUCUUUAAGAGUGCAUUCGAAGGCAAGGUGGAAGUGGGAUGGAACUUUUCGCGUGUGAGUUACAUUCGAGGAAUGUUUGCGAAUCAUGCAAAGGCACUUGAGCAAGUUUGGGGCAAGGAGAUACCCCUUACUGCAGUCAAGAUUACAGGAGUGCCUGGGGCAGAACAAACCGAAGGCGAACAGCAAAAGAUCACUGCCGAGAUCGACGUGCCAGUGUCAAAAUACGACUAUGUGGCGCUGGAGCCGCCCAUCAUCGAGACACCGCAACUACGCGACAUGGGCGAAGCAACACCACCGCUCGAAUGGAUUGGUCUUCACCGUGAUCGACUGCCGAACUUGACUCACCAGAUUGUGAUUGUAUCACUUCUGGAGUUGGCAGGGGAGGUCGAAGAUGCAUAUGCCCGCAUCUUGGGUUCAUCAUGA